Molecule: messenger RNA, 13298 nt
Organism: Caenorhabditis angaria
Lineage: Eukaryota; Metazoa; Nematoda; Chromadorea; Rhabditida; Rhabditidae
Source: the annotation of a GenBank genome assembly
AUGGGUAGAAUCCUCAUUUUUAUUCUGCUAUUUGGGAUUCUCAAUAGAUUUGAUUCGGUGAUAGCAACAGGUAGGGAAUUUUGUGAAGUUUUUUUUUCAAAAUCGGGCCUAGACGGCUUCUGAGAACCCUGAAUUUUGGCCUAGGCUUUUAGGAAGCCUGAUCUCGCAUCCCUGAUUUUUUCUUUUAGGUUGGACUCAGGCUUCCGGUGAUCCUGGUUUUGCCUUUUGGCGAUUCUGGGUCUCACUGUGAAUUAGGCUUCUGGGGCCCUGAUUUCUCCAGUUCAAAAUUUUUCACUUAAGCUGAGGAUUCUUGGGAUUCUGAUUCUGCCUCUCUGAACUUCUUAGGAUUCUGGAAGUCCUGAUUUCGCUUAUCCGGAGUUUAAGUUAGGCGUUAAGCUCGGGUCUGAUUUAAAAAAAACAGAUUUUUAUUAAAAACUGCCCUAGGCCUUUCUAAUUCCUACUAAAAAUAAGCCAUAAAAAUCCCCCAACUUUCCCUAACUCAAAAUUUCCCAGAAACCAAACUACCUCAAUGCAAAUUCACCUCAUCUCACGGUUUCUACGCGCAUGUUCAAUCAGACAUGACAAUUGGUGAAAUUAUUUUCAAGGGUUCUGUAAAUCCACCAGAAGCUGAAAUGACUAUCACAAAUGUUAGGUCAGAUGUGUUGAAUAAUGUAUGCUAACUUUUUUUGGGGGUUACUCAUAAUCCAAAAAUAAUUUUGCAGACAGAUUGGUCUGAUCGAAUCGUAAUUGAUCGUUCUUCUGAUUUAUCACCUGGAUCAUAUGUGGUUCGAGUUGCUGCACAACUUUCUCUUCCAGUUUAUCCAUCGGAAAUUCAAGAGACUAAUAUUUUCAUAACAAUUGCUUGUAAUGGUUAUGCUUAUCCACUUUUUACAAUUCAUGUUGAUGAAACUAAUCGAUUUGCUCCUCAAUUUUAUAAUGAACCGUAUAUUGUGCCAAUUUCAAAGGUGAGCAGGCUGGCAAAAAAUUUUCCAGAGCAAACUUUGAAGCAGGGAAUUUUUAAAUUUAAAUUAAAAAUUUUGUGAAUCCGAAAAACUUGUUUGCCAAAUUUUUUUUUUGAGAAAUCGCCCCCACCCACAUUUUUCCAGGAUCUUCCAAUCUGGGGAACUAUCGACACCCCAGUUGCUGCUAUCGAUUGGGAUCCAGCAUCAAAUUACACAUUGAAGUUUAAAUUAGAAGUAGGUCUCCCAAUUCUCCCGGGCUCUCCAGUUUUCCAAAUUUUCCAGGAUGCUCACCCUGGAUUCGAACUUCUCGAUGAGCGCCGAACUUCAACUAAAUUGAUUGCGGGAAGUGAAAAAUGGAAGGAGGGUCAGAUUCCAACAAUGGUACAGCUUCGAAUCACUGAUAAGUAUGAACUUCCGAUUAGAUUGAGAUUGAGUGUGUCGGUGAGUUUUGGGAUCUUGGUGGAUCUUGAAGCGGAAGGCUGCGCGGAAGCUUUCCGGAGAGGUAGUGUAGGCUGCUAAAGUAAUGGCUGCUGAAGCGGGAGACAGUGCCGCAUCGAGGAAGGUCGCGGAAAAAUUAAAAUUUUUCCAGGAUGAUCAAAAGCCACCGCGUAAAUCAACAACCUUCAUUUAUUUAUCCGAUAAGUCGAAAUCACCCACAAUUCCACCAAGCACCCCAAUCAUCACUGAAACUGCCCGAACUUCAACUCAAACAUCAAAAGCUACAACUUCUAUUCCAUCAACAACUUCAGCAACAUCUUCUGCUUCAUCUACACCUUCAACCACAACUGAUCUAUCAGAAGAUAAAGCUGAAACUAAAAACCUGAUAAAUAAUCUGAAAAAGACACUGGAUGAAUUGCUGCCAAAAAAGAAAGAAGAAGAAAAUAAUGUGAGAGAGAAAAUAUUUGGAGCAAAAAAUCAGGAAUUGAAUGCGAUUGAGCUCGUUGAGGAAGAUGAAACAGAUGAGAAUGAGCCAACAUAUUUUGCAAAUUGUAGUGUUCGGGUUAAAAUUGUUGAAAAUAGUGAGAUUGGCACAAAAGUUAUUGAUUUGGAUGUUGUGAAUCCGAAAAAUGUGAGUUCAUUUAAUUUUUCGAAAAAAAAAUCUAAAAAUCUCAAAAAUUUUUCAGAACACAUCGAUAAAUAUCGUGGAUCCGGAUAAUUCUUUCAAACUUCUUCCAAAUUUCACAAUAAUUGUAUCAAAUCCAAAAAUGUUGGAUCGAGAAAGAUUCACAACUUUAGAAAUUGUUGCUGAAAUUCAAGACGAAGUUCCAACAAUUCUUGGUUGUACUCGAAAACGAAUUCAUGUAGAUUUGGAAGAUGUUAAUGAUAAUCGACCAGUUUUUGAGAUGGAAGACUACUUUUUCCAUAUUUCGGAUCAAGUUCCAAUCGGACAAGAAGUUGCGAAAAUUGUGGCUCAGGAUAUUGAUCAAGGUUCGAAUGGUCAAAUCACAUAUUCGAUUUUGACGCAAAAUAUGCCGUUUGAAAUUGUUGCCGAAGGUAAACGUGGAAUUAUUCGAACAACUUCGAGACUUGAUCCACAAAUUCGCAAUUAUUUAUUUGAAGUUGAAGCUAAAGAUAAUGGGAAAGAGCAAAGAUCGGCAAAAGUUCCGGUGGAAGUUUUUAUUUUGAAAUCUAAAUUGGGAGGUGGAAAUGAGGAGGAGAAGUCUGAGGAUGAAGAUCAGGAGGUUGAAGAUUCAACUGAAAUUAAUUCACAGGUUCCAAAUACCACUGAAGUUCAAAUUGAUGUCAGUAAUGUCAGUACGAAGAAGAUCGAAACAACAACUAAACAACAAGCUGAAGACGUAGAAGAUCAAGAAGAGGCUGAGGAAACUACAUCUGGAGCUUCAACCAAGGCAUCUACAACAGAAGAAGCUUCUGAAGUUGAAGAUGUGGAAGAUCAAGAUCAAGAGCUUGAGGAACCUACUACAACAUCUAAGACAUCUACAACAGAAGAGGCUACAGAGGUUGAAGAAGAGCAAGAUCAAGAGCUUGAACAAACAUCUACAACUUCAACAACAUCCAAACCUCAAAUCCACGCUGCAAAAUCAUUAGCCGUUGAUCAACAAGAUCUUGAAGAAAUUGAAGAAUCUGUGGAGCCAAUGACUAAUAUUGAUUUAUUCAUUCAACGGCAAAAUGCGGUUGAGCCAACUAAGAAACCCGAAAUUAAAUCAGAAGCUAAGGAAACUGAUGCUGAAGAAAGUUCUACCAUUGAGAACCCUCGUAUCGAAAAUACAGAACAAGAAAAAUUUGAAUUCAAGCAGAAAAUGUACACUUAUGAUGCGAUUGGUGCUGAAAUUGCUGAAAAUGAUGUGAUUGGAAGAGUUGAUGCUUCACCAAAUCCUGAAUUCUUUGCUGUUGAUCGAGAGGUAAGGCUGAUCCGAAUCGGAACAGGGUUUUGAGAAUUACACAAACUUCGGAACACAUUAUUUUUUGGAGUCGGAAAAAAAUUCGGGGAUAUCGGAAAUGUUUUUAUUGAACUCAAAAUAGUGAAAUUCUCAAAAAUUGAUUUUCAAAAAAAAAUAAUUUCGGUUGUAAAUAGAAAGAAUAAUAGAUCAUGAACUGUUUCAAAAUUUUUAUUCAAAAAUUAAAUGAAAAGUUUGAAACGUAUUUUUGAUGAGAAUUUUUUUUUAUUUUCCGUGGAUUAAAAAUUAACUCUCCUACAGCUCUAAAAUGAGCAAUCUCAAUUCUCAAAUUUCCAGGUUGCCGGAAUCAUUAAACUCAGCGAAACCGGCGAAAUCCUAGCCGGAAAAGGUCUGAAUCGGCUCGAAGAUGGUCCUCUCACUUUUGGCGUGUCUGCCACAAAUGGUUUUGAGACGGUCAGUUUUUUCUUUCUUUUGUUAUUUUUUGGCCAUCGACAGGUGGCUGUCCUGCCUGCAAUUAACUCUUUUUCAAGUUUUGCGCAGCGAUGAAACCUUUUGGCCUAAAGUCACGCGAUUCGAUAUAAACAUAUGAAUUAUUAAAUAUGGCGAAUGAGGGAAAAGGUUAUAUAGUAGUAGAAGGAUAGUGGUAGCAAUAAUAAUAAUAAAUUCGCAAAAACCCUGUCAUUACAUAAUAAUUAAUUAUUAUUCUGUGCAUAAGUAAAUAUGACUUUUUAUAUAUAUUAUAUUUAUUAAUAAGAAUCCUGUGAGAAUGGACAAUUUUUGUACCAAAAAAAAUAAUUUAAGGACCACCCACGAAGCCUAAAUAUACAGUUUUUCAAAUUGUUCUCAAACUACACUCUAGUUUGGUUUGACUAGAAAAGUUUCAAAAUGUUCAAAUACAAUUUUUUUUCUCAAGAUUUCUAGAUUAUCUAAACUAGAGUCUAGUUUGACUCAGCUCAUGUUUUCGGAACUUUUUUACUGGUUUCACAAAAAAAUUCGAAAACACCGCAUUUUUCUGAAUAAUAAUUUUUGGAUGAGAAAAUUCCCAAAAUUGUUCCCUCUAAUUUUUGGCACAAUUCCAAAAACAUCUGUUUGCCACAUUCCUACUAGAUACCAAACCGUUCAAAAAUUACAAGCUCCAAGAGACUCAAAAAAAAACAUCUCCUAGGCAACAGGUAUUUCUUCUCCUUUCUUUUUUCUUUUCUCCCACCAUUUCCUUCUUCUUUCUAUUUCUAAUUGUUGCUUGCUUGCUUUUAUGGGCGGAGUCUUGUUUAUGUGGCGGGUCGCGCAGGUGCAAAAGACGAAAAAACGAAUGAAAUUGUAUUAGAAUAAAUAAAUAAAUAAAUAAUAUUCAAGGAUUUUCUAUUUUUUUUUGGCAUUGAAUAAGGACAACCAGGUUCUAUGUUCGAGAUUUUAGUCGAUGAAAAAAUUUAUUCGAAUUUUUAUUAUUUUACUAUUUUAUAAUCUGCUAUUCUCAGCUGGGGUAAGCUUUUUCGUUGUGCGUGAGAGUUUUCUUUAAUGAUAAUGGGUAUAACAAAUCAAAAAUUGUUUUUUAGGCAAAAAUUUAAUAAAUAUUUUGAAACGUAUUUUUUUAUGAGAAAAUUUUUUUGAAUCAGACAUGUUAAAACCCAUUUUCCGUGGAUCAAAAAAUGGAUAAAUUUUCAAAAUUUUACUGUUUCAAAACAUUUUUUUAAUAUAAAAAUUCUGGAGGAUCAAAUAUUGGUUAUAUAGGAAAGUCUCUCAAGUGACCAAGCCUUGAAAUCCUAGUUGUCAAGCAGUCGAGCCUAGAGAACCUAAUUGUCUAGACCCCGCGCCUAGAGAUCGACUUUGGCAAGGAUCAGCGCCUAGAGAGCUCAUUUUUCAAGUAGCCGAUCCGAGAAACCCUAAUUGUCUAGGACUCAUGCCUAGAGAGUAUUGUUCUAAAGUAGCCGAGCCUUAAGAGUCCAACUGUCAAGUAGCCGAGCCUACAAAACUCAAAUUUAAAAGUUCCGCGCCUGGAGCUGGCCAAGCUGACCAAGAACUUUACUGUAUUCCAAAAUCUGAUAAUUUUCCAGGCUAGAGCUCAAGUGACAAUUCUACGCGAUGCAAAUCGCGACCUAAUGACUUCAAAUCCCCGCUUCGAUCAGGACAAAUACAAAUUCCAUAUUCUCGAAAAUCAACAACCAGAAGUCAUCGGAAUAUGUCGUGUAAGUUAGAAAAAUAAACAUAAUCGCUCAAAAUAAGCUAGUGAAACUUUGCAUAUUUUCCUCCUAAUCCCCUCCCCUCCCCCAUUAAACAUCCGUUUUUUGCAGGCUUUUCACUCAGCCCUCUCCUCAUCUGCGUCUCUCCGUCUCACAUACUCUCUAAUCGCUCCGGCGAACAUCGACGAACUUCCGUUCGAAAUUCAUUCGCAAUCGGGAGAAGUUAGCACGUCGAGACCAUUGGAUGCCGAGCAACAAAAUGUGUACAAGUUCCAGGUAAAAAAGAGCAAGGGAUUAGCAAGGAGAAGGAAAAAGAAUAAUUCUGAAUCUUUUCAAAUUAGAUAAUCCGGUUUAUGCAAUUUCAAAGGAUUCAUCAAGUACAUAUUCAUAUUUCCGGUGGAGAAAGGAGAAUGAAUAAAUAUAACUUGGGAGGAAAAGCUUACACAGCGUGUAGUUUUGAGACCUGGCACAAUUUUAGAGGAGAAAUGAAAUUCAACGUGAAGCUGAGAGAUUUAGAGAAAAAUAUUUUACGAAAGUAUGGACAGAAUCUGCUUAGAAUCCCUAGUUGUGAAGUAGGCGAGCCUAGAGAACCUAUUUGUCUAGGCAUCGCGCCUUGAGAGCUUCUAUGCCAAGUAGCCAAGCCUCGACAUCCUAGAUGUCAAGUAGCUGAACCUAGAGUACGUAGUUGUGUCGGAGUCGAGGCUAGAGAUCUACUCUGACAAGGAGCCGCGCCUUGUGAGCCACUGUCUCUAGGUACAACGCCUAGAGUUUCGAUUUGACAAGGAGCCAAUCCUAGACAUUCUAGUUAGUUGUCAAGUAGCUGAGCCUAGAAACUAACUCUGACAAGGAGCCAUGUCUUAAGAGCCAUUAUGCUGAGUAACCAUCCCCUUCUCGAUUUCCCUAAUUUUUCCUACAGGUUCGAUCAUGUUUGACUCAAGCAAUCUGCUCUGUUAGUGAUGUAUUCGUCUUUGUCGAUGAUGCCAAUGACAACCCUCCAAUAUUCCUAAAUCGCGAAUUAGAAGCAACAGUAGAAAGUGAUAUUCCAGUCGGCACCAAAGUCAUCAAAGUCUACGCGAAAGAUGCCGAUAAAUCCACCAACAAUUCUCGAAUCUCAUUCACUAUCGCAUCCGAUUCUCCAGAUUUUCAAAUCGAUGAACAAAGCGGGCAAAUCCGAACACGUCAAUCACUCAUUCAACCACUUUAUAAAAUACUGAUACAUGCUUCAGAUAAUGGAAUUCCACGGCGAUUAGACACUGCUCAAUUGAUAAUCACAGUUCGAGGAACAAAUCCAUCGAGUCCAGUUUUUGAUCAAAAAGAUUAUUCGUUAGUUGUGAGUGCGCCUGUUAGAGCUGGUCAAGUUAUUGGAGAAGUUCAUGCGUCGGAUCCAGAUCCCGGAGAAGAAGGACAAGUUAGAUAUAAAUUAUUGCAAGCUGAUAAUCAGGAUCAUCAUAAAUUCUCGAUCAAUUCAAAGGUAACCUUUUUUUAAAUGAAAAAUCAGAUUUAACUAAUUAUUUGCAGACCGGUGUAAUAAGUGCUCUCACUUCUUUAGUUCUCACUGAUGGACCAAUUCAACUCAACAUCGAAGCCACGGAUAAUGGAAAAAAUACCAGGAAAAAAGUUAGUUGAAAUUAAGUUUGACAGUUUUUUAAACUCUCUGUUUCAGGCAAAAACAUCAGUCUUCAUUGAAAUAAUUGAUCCAAAAACUUUGAAAUUCUUACCGCUUCCAACAACAGUUUACAUCUCAACUGAAAAAGCAGUGGGAAGUGUUGUUCUACGAGUUUCUGCAACUACCACAGAUGAUUCGAAUAUCAAAUUCAAAGUUCUGCAAGAUACUUCGCAAUUUGUUAUGGAUACAGAUUUAUUGAGGGUGAGUGAUGGUUUAGGAUCACUGAAGUCUCUGACUUAAAAAAUAGAAAUGAAAUACUGAAAGCUCAAAUCCUACUGUAGAUACGCAAAAGUGCGUGUACACACCAUUCUUUGGAGGCAAUUUGAAAUUUCUAAUUUGCGACGUGGAGCCAGAUGUUUUCUUUAGUUUUGAAACUGAAACUAUAGUCUAGUUUAGGAUAUUUUCUCAAAUUCUUCCCAAACUAGAUUCUAGGACUUUUUUUGGUGCGUAAAAUUUAAAAAUUUCAAAUUAAAAAUUUUUGCCUCACAAAAAACCACGUGGAAUUAUUUUUUUGUAAAUUUUUUUCAAAAUUCACUUUUUUUCGGCCGAAAAAAUUUGCACCUGGAAUUUUCCAUAUUUCUAAAACUAGACUCUAGAGCUUUGGCGCCAAAAAUGCAUAUUUUCAAAAAAAAAAUGCCACAUGCAACAUUCCAGAUAUCUCAAACUAGAGUCUAGUUGAAGAUAAUCUAUUUUCAGGUAUCUAACCAUCUUCUCGAAGGUGAAUCCAUCCUAACAAUCCGUGCUGAAACCGAAACUGCUCACGUCGAUCAUCAAUUGAAAGUUGUUGUGAUGGCAGAUCGGGAUAAAUAUCCAGUAUUUCCCCAAUUAACCUAUGAUUUCGAUGUUUCAACCGAAGGACAUUUUCCACGCCCAAUCCACCAAUUCAAUGCUAAACUUCUCAAUGGAACUAUCAAAUAUACAUUCUGGCCACCAACUGCACCUUCCGGAUUUUAUUUGGAUGACAAAAGUGGAGAAUUAUUUGUGACAACUUCAUUUGCUUCUUCAAAUCAUGAUAUUGCAUUUAUUGUUGUUCGUGCGAUCAAUGUUGAUUUCAAAAAAUUCUACUCCGAUGUUGGAGUUGCGGUUAUGCCAAUCUCCAGUAAGAGUGAAAAAUUGAGAUUCCGCGAAAACUCAUACAAUUUCGAAGUUUUCGAAAACACCGAGAUUGGUCAAAUAAUUGGAAGUGUGAAUGUGAUCGGAUCAUAUUCUUCGCUAACAAUUUCACCAGACACCGAUUUUAUUGGAAUUCAUCAAAAUGGUUCACUUUUCCUCAAAACUUCAGUAGAUGCUGAAAAUCUUGAUGAACUAAUUCACGAUUUCACAAUCAGUGCUUCAAAUGGUCAAGAUUCUAACAAAGUUCGGGUUCAAAUCGCUGUCCGUGAUGUCAAUGAAUUCCAACCAAAAUUCGAUGAUUCAGAGAUCGAGAUGUCACUCUUAACAUCAAAUUUAGAACCCGGAACAAAGAUCGGAAGAGUAAUUGCUCAUGACGAAGAUGUUUCCGAGAAAUCAAAACUAAUCUAUCGAAUUGUGGGAGGAUCUGGAAGGAAAUUGGUAUUUAUUCAAGAAGAUGGAACUAUUAUUGUUGGAGAUGAACAAAUCGAUAAAUUCCUUGAUCAUUUUGAUCUCAUUAUUGAAGCUGUUGAUAGAAAUGGCAAACAUGUGAGUCACAAAAUUAUAUAUGAAAAUUCUAAAUCAUAAACAUCUAAUUUUCAGGAUCAAACUCAUGUUACAGUUUUCAUUGACUCUGAUGAAAAAGAAAUGGAUCCACCAGUUUUUAUGAAUCAACCUUUGGAAUGGAAUGUGACCGAAGCAUCCACUGAAACCUUCGAAGUUCGAGCUGAGGGAUCUGAUCUUAGUUAUAAAAUCGUUGGGGGUGAUUUAGCUGGGAAUUUCAAAUUGAUUCCAACCAACAAUGGAAGUGCAAAGAUCAAAAUUGUUUCUGAAUUGGAUCAUCGCAAACAAUCCACAUAUAUUCUCCAAAUCGAAGCAAGAGAUACAAGAACUCAGCAAACUUCGGUUGGUGAGGUUACAAUUCAUCUCAAAGAUAUGAAUAUGCAUGAACCAACUUUCGAAAAAUCAGAUUUUUCUGGAGCGGUAAGCUAUCCUGAAUUAGAAUAACAAUCUAUAAUCUAUAAUGAUUCCAGGUUCCAUCAGAUCUUCCAGCUGGUUUUCCAAUCGUCACAAUUCAAGCAACUGAUAUCGAUCGUGAUCCUUUAACCUAUUCACUUCAAGGAGAUCCAUGUGAUAAUCAAUUCAGUAUUGAUAAUCAGGGACGCGUUUCUUUCCGCGCACCAAAAGCUGAUCGAUUAAUUGGUCAGAUUAUUUGUUUAGUUGUAGCAACUGAUGGAAAACAUACGACUAGCAGUAAUUUGAAAUUAACUGUGAAUGAUGGAGCUGAUAAAAAUACAAGUGUCACAAGGAAAAAUACUGCACCAAAGUUUGAAAAAGAAGACUAUAGUUUUGAGAUCACUGAAGAUAAGACAAAAGUGAUUGGAAAAGUGAGUGCUAUCGAUGCAGAAGGGGAUCUAGUGCAAUAUUCAAUCGAACCAGCGCAAUAUCGAAAUCUGUUCAUUGUUGAUCAAACAGGCUCAAUUACCCUAAACAAUGUUGAAUUGGAACAAACAAUGUAUAGUUUCAUAAUUGUUGCCGAAGAUAUUAGUCAUCAACCAAUAUUAUCAAGUUUUGCAAAUGUUAAGAUAACUAUUGGAGCUGAACAAUCACCAGCUGAACAAUUGGAUAAUGAAGUGACAUUGGCUACAAAAGCACCACUAGGAAGAUCUACUUCAACGACGAAACAGCAGGAAAUCGUGGCUUUUAAGCAACAAAAAUAUUCAUGGAUUAUUGAUGAAAGUCUUCCAAUUGGUUCGAUUAUUGGAAAUGUUGAAAUUGUUAAAUCAGAUCCAACGGUAUUUAAGUUUCUCAUUUUUAUUUAUUAAUUAAAUUCAAAAAAAUUCAUUUUUCAGAUCGAUUAUAGUUUCAUCUCUGGAGAUUUCUUAUCUGUUGACCAAGAUGGUCGUAUUGCUGUACUCCAACCUAUCUCAAAACCAAUCAAUGAUGUUGUGAUUGCAACUCGAGGUGGAAAUAUCUUAGCAGAAACACGAGUUGUUGUAACUUUGAAUGAAUCAACCACCACUACACUUCGAACAACUUCUCGGAUAACUACAGUAAGGACAACGACCACCAUGCCCAAGACAUCGCCAACCACAAAAACCCUUGAAGUUAUCACAAAUACAGUUCCACCAACUCUAUCAGUUUUGGAAUUCUCGAAACCAACAUAUUUCGCGUUUGUCAACGAAGGAACUUUCAAAAAUGGUAUUGAAAUUGAGAUUAAACCAGAACCACUUUCAGUCAAAGAUCAAUCAAAUGUUAUUUAUACAAUUGAAGAUAAAACAACAAAAAUGCCAUUUUUCCUCACAGAAGAUGGUAAAUUAGUUGUCCUCGAAGCGGACCAUGAAAAACAUCAUUCAUAUAACUUCAUAAUUUUGGCCAAAUCAACAUCUAAUGAUCGAAUUGCUCGAGCUCGAUUGAACGUGACAAUUCUAGAUGUCAAUGAUAAUUCUCCGAUCUUUGAUAGUUAUCCCGAAGUCAUUGGAGUUUCAAAGGAUAUGCAUAUUGGAAGUCCAAUAUUUCAGAUGAGAGCUUCGGAUGCUGAUUCUGAUUCUACUAUUAGCUAUGACGUCACACCAAAACACUAUUUCUCAAUUGAUCCAAGAGAUGGACUUCUUCGAGUUUUCUCAAAUCUUCAAAACGCCCCAGAUGAUAUUGAAUUAGUGAUAGUUGCAACAGAUUCCGGAGUUCCGCCAAAAAAAUCGGAGGCCAAAAUUUUGAUGCGACUUUUCGACAAUGUUAUGACUGGACCAAAAUUACCCGAAAACCUUGGUGAAUUUAUUGUAAAAGGAUCGAGUUCACCAGGAACAACUGUCAAACAAUUAGUGGCUGGUCCAACAGUUUCCGAAAAUGAUAAAAUCCUCUAUCAUCUUUCAAACAAUUCUGACGGUCUUUUCGAAAUUCGAGACAAUGGAUUACUCAUUUUCACACGUAAACCACAUGCUUCCGAAUUGAACAAAUAUCAUUCAUUGAAUGUGACAGCUGAGAAUAGCAAAGGAGCAGAUUGGAAGAUUAUCAAUAUUUAUGUGGAGGGAGAUAUUACAGCGCCGAAUUCGAAUUCGAAUCCAAUUUUAGUGGAUUGUCACUUCUCUCAGAAAAUCUAUAGGGCGAAUGUGACGGAAAAUCAGAAGAUGAGGGCAGAUGUUGUGAGAGUUUCGUCGGAUUGCGAAAAUCGAGCAGACAAGAAGAUUCGAUACACUUUCCAUCAUCCAACAAGUUAGUUUGAAUAAAUAGUGAAAUUUUAAGGCUUUUAUUGAGCCUUAAACUCAACACAAAUUCAAUUUUCAACAUCAAACUUGCACUGAAAAUUCAACAUUCUUUUCCAUUUCAGAAGAAUUCGAAAUCAAUGAGAAAACUGGUCAAAUCACUACAACUCAGCCAUUAGAUCGUGAAAUUAGAAACUUCUAUUUCUUAACAGUCAAUGUUGUUGAGCAAACAAGAAGGAAGCGCCAAACAGAAUCUGCUAUUAAUCGUGAGUUACUGGAAGUCUCUAAUUCAAUUAGUAACCUCACAUUAUUUCAGAAGCAGCUUCCAAACUAUCCUCCUGGCAAACUCUUGUCAUCGUUUCUGUGCUAGAUGAAAAUGACAAUAAACCAUCAUUCCUUCAUCUAUCAACUGAUGGAAGUCUUUCCGCAAUCGUCGAUCAAAAUGCAGAUUUAUUGACGCCAAUAAUUCAUGUUCAAGCUCGAGAUCUUGAUAUAAUUCCAUCAGAAUUGACGUUCAAUUUAGAAGGAAAUUCCGAUUCUGUAUUCCAAAUCAAUUCAACAACUGGUUUGGUACAAUUAGCAAAACCACUCGAAAAUUCUGCAAAACGAGUUUACGAGCUUGAAGUGACUGUUAGCGAUGGCAAACAUCUUGUGAAUGCUCCACUUUCGAUUCACGUUCUGUCUGUUGAUACAAAUCUUGUUCAACUAACCAAAGACACAAGUCACUCGGAAAUUGAUCCACCAAGUUUGGAAAGACAAUUGAGUGAAACUCUCGGAAUCGAUUCUCGAAUCCUUGUUGCUCAACCAUAUGUGGAUGAAACAGGAAAAGCUGAUUCAACAAGAAGUCAUGUAUUUGUAUAUUCAUUGGAUGAAACUGGAAGACCAAUUGAUCGAGAAGAUUUGAAAGAAUUGCUCAUGUUAAACUCAGAGAAAUUAAGCAGACAACAAAUCUCCUCAGUUUCCUUGAUUUCAACGCCCAAAAAUGGUGCGCUAUCUUCACAAUCUGUGGUGACAGCAAUUCUUGUUUUAUUGCUCAUUGCAUUAUUGAUCUUCAUUUGCUCAUUGAUUGUUUGCUGUUUCAAACGGUUGGUUAAAAAACAUUGAAUCCUGAUUUUAAAAAAUAAAAUAAUUGAUUUUCAGCCGAUCAAAAACUCAACACGGUAUAAUCGAAGGAGCCUACAUGGUUGAUUCAACCGGUUCGGGUCCUCGUCCUUAUGACGUUGCAAAUAUCAGUCGAGCAACAGCUCAGAAUGUAUUAGCUUCUCGACCAUUACCUAAUCCACAGGAAAGCAAGUAAGUGAUUUUUAUUUUCAAUUAUAAGCUAAACUAUAGUCUAGUUAAAAAAUUAUGAAUUUUUUAUUCAUGAAUUUUCAUUUAAAAUUGGUCCAAGCUCAAAUUACGGGCUAUAGUCUAGUCUAAAUUCAAAAUUCUUAACUUUCACCUGAAAUUGCUCCAAAAACUACAAAAUUCAAGCUAAACUAUAGUCUAGUCUCCCAUCCUAAUUUCAAUUUCGAACCGUAAUUUCCAAUUAAUAUGAGCAAUAGGUAUAAGUGAUUUGAAGCUCAGAAUAUAUUGAUUAAUAUGAGCAAUACCAUAUCUAGACUUAAAUUAGAGCUCUUAACAUGAGCAAUAGCAUAUUCGGUCUUAAAAUGAUCCUCUUCACAACUAUAUCUAUUUUCAGACGUGAUCUAGCCGUUUCGCCCGCUUUCCAACCAAAUAUGGAGCGAGAAAAUACAACGAAAGAAUUCUCGAACAGUGUCCGCGAACGUCCAUCUCUUCUACCAACCACAAAAGUUCAUAGCGAACUCAAACAUUUCUAA